AUGGCUGCACCCAAGAUUUUCCUCACGGGAGCUAGCGGCUACGUCGGCGGCGACGCCCUGCACGCCCUGCUGGCUGCACACCCAGACUGGGAAAGCAGUAUCACCGUCUUGCUCCGGAACCGAUCGUACGAGAGCGUAUUCCGCACUAGAUACCCCAGUCUGAACCUCUUCUUCGCGACAUACGACGUGUCCGACACCUCGGCGGUCGAAGCCGAAGUCGCAAAGAACGAGAUCGUUCUCCAUUUCGCGGUUAGCGCGGACCACUUACCCUCUGCGCAGGCGAUUGUCAAUGGGUUGAGGAAGAGAGGCGGCGCGGGUGGGAUUUAUAUCCAUACGAGCGGGACGGAUGUGUUGCUUGAUCCGCAGGUAGGGCCAGAGCCUCCGGAGGAUGGAGUGCGUGUUCUCGAUGACUGGGAGGGGAUUAGUGAGCUGAGGUCUUUACCUGACGAUGCCCCCCACCGCGACGUCGAUAAAUUCGUGCUCUCCUCCGGCUCCGACACUCUAAAGACCGCGAUAGUCUGCCCCUCGACCGUCUACGGUCCAGGCCGCGGGCUGGUCUCUCAGCGCUCGGCCCAGAUCCCCGGUUACACGCGGCUGAUUCUACAGUCCGGCCGGGGCCUGCAAUUCGCCGAUGGCAAGACGUUCUGGAACGCAGUGCACGUCUACGAUCUCUCGAGGCUGUAUGUUUCUUUCGUCGAGGAUGCGAUCGCACCAGAUGGACGGGGGAAAGCGACCUGGAAUGAAGACGGGUACUACCUCGUCGAAAGCGGGAUAUACCACUGGGGCGACAUUGCCAAAAGAAUCACAUCCGAGGCGUUUAGACUUGGUCUCCUGCCGUCGGAGGAAGUCUCGGUGCUCGGUAAGGAGAGGGAGAGCCGGGAUAUACUCAGGCCCGCCGGUCGGCCGAUUACCAACUAUGCGGUUCGGGCGGAGGCGAUUCGGGCGCGCCGGUUGCUGGGGUGGAGGCCUGUGGAGGGGACGUUGGAGAGUGAGAUCCCGAAUAUUGUACGGGCGGAGGCGAGAGCGUUGGGGCUGGAAGUGAGAGAAUAG
Molecule: messenger RNA, 1050 nt
Organism: Aspergillus calidoustus
Lineage: Eukaryota; Fungi; Ascomycota; Eurotiomycetes; Eurotiales; Aspergillaceae
Source: the annotation of a GenBank genome assembly